CAGAGUCAGCAGCAGCAGCAUGAUGAGGAUGAGGAUGAGGAUGAUGAGGAUCGCCCUGCUGCUGGUUUUGGCUCUGACAGGAGUCUGUAAUGGAAUCCUCCCUGAGAUCGUGAACUCAGGCGUCAGCCACAUCCUGGAGGAUCACACGCAGCACAGCCGCGACUACGUGGAAGUGAAACCACAGCUGCCACGGGGUCCACGGCUGCUGCCACAGGAUCCACAGCUGCUGCCACAGGAUCCACAGGAUCCACAGCUGCUGCCACAGGAUCCACUGCUGCCACAGGAUCCACAGGAUCCACAGCUGCUGCCACAGGAUCCACAGCUGCUGCCACAGGAUCCACAGCUGCUGCCACAGGAUCCCGAGGAUGCAUCGAACCAGGAGAGCAACAACAUCAGCAGCAGCAGCAGCAGCAGUGAGGUGGGCAACAGCAUCGACCACAGAUGCGUCGACGACGACGACUGCGGGAAAACCAGAUACUGUGUGAAAGCCCCGCUCAGCUCCAGGUGCACGCCCUGCAAAGCAACGGAUGUGGUAAAGUGGAGCCAUGUUACCUUUUUUAUGUGGACUAUUAUGGGAUUACUGCUCUCACUGUAGCUCCCUGACUCACACACACACACACAGACUCACACUGGCAUCAGCAGCAGCAGCAGCUGCGGUUUUCUCUUCAGCUGCAUUGCAGUGAGUCUCCAAGUGUAACCGGAGUGUGUUUCUGUCCUGUGAGCGCUCACAUGAAAGAGGAAACUCAUAUCAAGGUUAAAUAAGAGCUCCUUUGUCUCCCUCGUGUCUUAAAAACAUGAAUUAAGAGGUGCCGGUUUUAUUUUAGGAUGAAGAGCAGAGUAAAAGCCGAUGUUGGCCGCGCACCAAAGCUGCAGCGAGCUGGGAUCAUAGAGGACAGGAUCUGUGACGCUGCUCUGACCACAGAUUCCCUGCAGGACUUCCUGUAACUUUCCUGCUGUCAGAGACCAUUUGACACGUCAAUCUCAUUCAUAUUUGAGCAGAUUUUCCCCUGAGAGUUGAGUUAUUGUGCGUUGGUGUCGUCUGGGGCCUCAUAUUUACUGUAAAUAUACAGAAGAUAUGAUUUUACUUAAAUAAUUCAUCAAAACAUAUUCUUUGUACGAGAGGAGGGAAAUAAAACAUAAUGUCUCACUUUGUUAUUCACAUACUGGCCACAUUAUUAGGUACAGGUGUGGUUUUUGGAUGAGUCGUCUUCUGCAGACCUUGGUGGUAACCCGUGGUAACUUGAGUCACUGUUGUCUUAAAGCUCAUUCUCCACUGACGUCAAACAGGUCACUCUCUCUUCUCUGUAAACUUUAGAGACUCUGU
Messenger RNA from Solea senegalensis (Senegalese sole), 1324 nucleotides. RefSeq names its product dickkopf WNT signaling pathway inhibitor 3a (gene dkk3a). Bases 20 to 595 code for a protein of 191 amino acids. The transcript has 3 exons. The record is from RefSeq and is a predicted model, not a curated record. Lineage: Eukaryota; Metazoa; Chordata; Actinopteri; Pleuronectiformes; Soleidae. Gene Ontology annotation, biological process: negative regulation of Wnt signaling pathway; multicellular organism development. Gene Ontology annotation, cellular component: extracellular region.